Malus domestica (apple) is the source of this 1846-nucleotide messenger RNA. RefSeq names its product GDSL esterase/lipase At3g26430-like. The record is from RefSeq and is a predicted model, not a curated record. Gene Ontology annotation, molecular function: hydrolase activity, acting on ester bonds. Lineage: Eukaryota; Viridiplantae; Streptophyta; Magnoliopsida; Rosales; Rosaceae.
UGCAGUUAGCAAGAAACAGAUAAAGAAAGACCCUCUUUUGUCGUCUCUCUAUAAAAACAAGGCCGUCUACUUGUCUAUACUUAUCCCCUUGAGUGUCCCUCUCUCUGUACACACUCAACACAUGGAAUUUGUUUUCUUAAAACAUCAUGUUCUCUUCGGCCUUGUAAUUUGAGCAACACUGCUUCCGAGUCCCGGCAUUUGCACAGGUUCAAUUUCGGAGAUUCGAACUCGGACUGCAGCAUUUGGACAAGCCCCUUACCCCAACGGAGAGACCUACUUUCACGUCCCGUCCGGCCGUUUCUCCGACAGCCGUCUUGUAAUCGAUUUCAUAGGGAAACUAAACAAAUACAAAUCGACAAAUUUGAAGCCAAAAGCCGAUUUCAGCGAGAUAAGUGAUUGUCUUCUCUUUCUCUUCUUCUUUGUUUCCUCAGACAGUAUGAAAUCACAGUUCUCAAAACUACUAGUUGCAACUGCUAUGUUAAUGUUUCUAUCAGUGAGCUUGGCAGCCUCAUCGUCUCCAUGCAAAUUUCCAGCCAUAUUCAACUUCGGCGACUCAAACUCCGACACAGGCGGCUUGUCUGCGCUCUUCGGCCAGGCGCGUUUGCCCCACGGAGAGUCCUACUUCCAUAGCCCCGCCGGCCGUUACUGCGAUGGCCGUCUUGUCAUUGAUUUUAUAGCCAACAGCCUUGAAUUACCGUUUCUGAGCGCAUAUCUUGAUUCUGUGGGAAGCAACUUCACUCACGGAGCUAACUUUGCCACGGCGGGCUCAACCAUCAGGCCGCAGAACACAACCAUUCGCCAGAGCGGGUUUAGUCCUGUAUCCUUGGACGUUCAGUACAAUGAGUUUUACGAUUUUCAACCAAGAUCCCAAACCACUCGUAGUCGAGGUCACAAUUUGACAUGUGGAGUUUUUGAACAGCUAAUGCCUAAAGCAGAAGAUUUCUCUCGUGCUUUAUACGCAUUUGAUAUUGGCCAGAAUGAUUUAACAUCCGGUUUGUUCUUGAACAUGUCCAUUACCCAAGUCAAGGCAUAUGUUCCUGAUGUGCUAAACCAGUUUAACAGCAUUGUUAAGUAUGUAUACAAUCAAGGAGGUAGAUACUUUUGGAUACACAAUACAGGUCCCAUUGGUUGUCUUCCCUACGUAUUGGACCGCUUACCAAUCCCAGCCGCGCAGGUUGACAAGGCCGGAUGCGCCACGCCUUACAAUAAACUUGCUCGGUUUUUCAACCGGGGAUUGAAACAAGCUGUGGUUCAGUUAAGAAAAGAACUACCAUUGGCUGCAAUCACUUAUGUUGAUGUUUAUUCAGCCAAGUACUCCCUCAUUAGCCAACCACAAAAGCAUGGAUUCAAGCAACCGAUAAGAGCAUGUUGUGGUCAUGGUGGGAAGUACAACUUCAACAAGCACAUUGGAUGUGGAGGAAAGAUUAGGGUUCAUGGAAAAGAUGUGUUAGUGGGAAAGGCAUGCCAAGACCCAUCACUUUGGGUGAAUUGGGAUGGUGUGCAUUUCACUGAGGCGGCUAACAAGAGAGUCUUCGAUCAGAUUGUAGAUGGUUCACUCUCAGACCCACCAACUCCAUUGAAAUUUGCUUGCCAUGGAAAGCAGCAGCAAACUCAUUAGAAUUUAGAUCUGAUGCUAUCUUUUUUUCUAAAAUUCAAAUAAAAUAAUGUCAUCAGAAUCUUUCGUUAAUUUAAUCUUUAUUUUUGCUUGGAUUAAGGACCAAGUGGUGACCUAAUGUCUCUCCAAAGUCUUUAAAUUCUUUUUUUUCAUCCGCUUUCUCCUUCAGUCUGUGUGUAUAUAUAUAGGGUGUGGGCGAAGGCCAUGAGAGAGUUGAGUUCAUUUUGGUUG